Molecule: messenger RNA, 1181 nt
Organism: Phragmites australis (common reed)
Lineage: Eukaryota; Viridiplantae; Streptophyta; Magnoliopsida; Poales; Poaceae
Exons: 2
Coding region: 24-551 (175 amino acids)
Source: RefSeq, a predicted model, not a curated record
CGUCGAGAGAGACGGAGGCAAAGAUGGAGGCUUAUCCUUUAGGUGUCGAAAUUUGCGCGCGCUGGGAGUCACGCGCCAGCGAAUUAGCACGCCCCGUCGUCGCACCGCCACCGCCGCACGCCCGAACCCCAACUGCCUAUAAAUCCCCAGACCAACCGACCGACGCCUCCUCCCUUCCUCUCCCCAAUGCAAUCCUUCGCAUCACAAUCGGAACCUUCCAGAAGCUUCGAGGAGCAGAAAGGGAGAGUUCCAUGGAGAAGCAGACCAAGCCGGCGGCCCACCUCGCCGCGCUCCGCUGCGCCAGGGCCUCGCUCCUCCUCGCCUCCCUCCGCCGGCCCCGCGCGCCGCCGGAUCGCCGGAGCUCCUCCUCCGUCGCCGCGGAGUGCGCGCCCCUGGCCGCCGACCGCCUCAUUUGUGCCGAGGCGGCGGCCGCGGCGGCUCGGCGCGAGGCCGCCGGGCACGUGCGGCUCGCCGGAUCCGAGCUGCUCCUCGUCCUCGCCGUGGCACCCGCGGUCCUGCUCCUCCUCCUCCUCCUCCUCGCGCUUCUCUAGACAACGGUGGCGUCGGGAGUAGCGCGGGGCAGGAUCCGCGUUCCGACGGCGACCAAAUCCGAAGCGAUUUGGAGUCUCCUCUCCAUUUUGUGCUCCGUGAGUUGCUCGUGUUGUUGCUGUGGUGCGGUGUUGUUCGGCGGAGCAGGUUUGCGAUGGAUUUAAUCUUGCAGCGGAUGCUGCACGCGUCUGUCGAUCUUGGUGUUCAGUUCGUGUGCAGUAGGUGUUCGAUCAAAUUCCCGUUUGAGUCUAGUUGCGUGUAGAUAAGCAGAGUUGUUUCCGUUGCAUGGUCGUCUCGUUGGUGGGCAUGAAUCUUCAAUGCAGCCUUACACGCCUUGAAUUGUUCUUUGCUUCGUUUUCGCUGCGAUGUAUUUUGCGGAUUUCUCUGAGAUAGGGCGCUAGGCAUCAUGUCAGGUGGAUUUGGUUUGAUCAAAUGCAUGUCCCUGUUCAUCAUGUUUGUACAGAGAGAGAGAGCAGAGUGUUGAUUGCAGUGCUCAAUGGCAACUGAAACCAAUGCAUUGUAGCCUGUGGAAGAGAGGUUGCUUGUCUCAUCGACGCGCACGGGUUUGUACUGUUUUCUGAUUGAUGUGGCUAGAUGCAGUGAUAUGCCCUGCAGUUCGACUGCUUUGAUGA